UACACAGGAUGUGCUGCUCAGCUCUUUUUUUUUGCUUUUUUCAUGUCAGCAGAGCUUUCCCUCCUGACCAUCAUGUGCUAUGACCGCUACGUGUCCAUCUGCAAACCCCUGCACUACGGGACCCUCCUGGGCAGCAGAGCUUGUGCCCACAUGGCAGCAGCUGCCUGGGCCAGUGGUUUUCUCUUUUCACUGCUGCACACAGUCAAUACAUUUUCCCUGCCCAUGUGCCAUGGGAAUGUCCUGGGCCAGUUCUUCUGUGAAAUCCCACAGAUCCUCAAGCUCUCCUGUGCUAAAACCUUUCUCAGAGAACUUGGGCUUCUUGCAGUGUGUGCCUGUUUAGGACUUGGAUGUUUUGUGUUCAUUGUUUUCUCCUAUGUGCAGAUCUUCAGGGCCGUGCUGAGGAUCCCCUCUGAGCAGGGACGGCACAAAGCCUUUUCCACCUGCCUCCCUCACCUGGCCGUGGUCACCCUGUUCAUCAGCACCUCAUUUUUUACCUACCUAAAGCCCCCCUCCAUGUCCUCUGCAUCCCUGGAUCUGUCAGUGUCAGUUCUGUACUCAGUGGUGCCUCCAGCCCUGAACCCCCUCAUCUACAGCCUGAGGAACCAGGAGCUCAAGGCCGCAAGCUCCGAGGGCCCCCUGAAGUGGCUCCUGUUCCACCGGCCGGUGCCCCCUGAUCCAGGACGGCUCCACUGA
Messenger RNA from Melospiza melodia melodia, 693 nucleotides. RefSeq names its product olfactory receptor 14J1-like. The record is from RefSeq and is a predicted model, not a curated record. Gene Ontology annotation, molecular function: G protein-coupled receptor activity; odorant binding; olfactory receptor activity. The annotation marks the transcript as partial. Gene Ontology annotation, biological process: G protein-coupled receptor signaling pathway. The transcript is spliced from 2 exons. Lineage: Eukaryota; Metazoa; Chordata; Aves; Passeriformes; Passerellidae. Gene Ontology annotation, cellular component: membrane.